Molecule: messenger RNA, 947 nt
Organism: Paramecium tetraurelia
Lineage: Eukaryota; Ciliophora; Oligohymenophorea; Peniculida; Parameciidae
Exons: 9
Molecular function (GO): protein binding
Source: RefSeq, a predicted model, not a curated record
CAAUUCAAUAAUUAUCUGCGUAAACUUAAUAGUUUAAGAAGUAAAAGAAUUAGCAAAAACACUAAUCAUGAAUAUGAAAGAUUCUGAAAGAAAAUGACAACUUGGAAUUAAGAAAUACACUCAGCCAUAAAGUUUUUAGUCUUGAAUGCUUUUUUGAAAAUUUGUUGUUUAAUACAUUAGUUGACUAUAAUCAAGCAAUUCAACUUGAUUCAAAUUUUGCAGAUACCUACGAUAAUGGAGGUCUUUUAUAUGAAUCUAUGGGUGAAGACGAUAAAGCAAUAACCAAUUUAGUUAAAUAGAGGCGAAUAAUUCAUUUAAAGUUAGGUUCUUUAUAUUAAAAACAUCAUCAGAAAAUAGAGGCAUAAAAUGAUUAUAACAAUAUAAUUGAACUUGAUCCAAAUUUAUUCUAGGCCUACCAAUAAAGAGGUCGUUUAUAUGCAUAAACUAAUGAUUAAGUUAAAGCAUUGAAUGAUUUUAAUCAAGUAAUUCAACUUAAUCCUCCUACUUAAUUGAGCUUAUGCGUACUAUUCUAUGGCUACAUACAAUAAGGCAUUAAUAGAUUAUAAUUAUGCAAUCGAAAAUAAUCCUCGAAUUUUACAGGCCUACACAAAGAGAGAUGUAUUUUGUAUAAACCAAUGGGCGAUUAUGACAACGCAUUAACUGAGCAAUUGAACUUGAUCUAAAAUUUGUAUUAUAUAUGAAUAGAGGUCUAUUAUAUUAUAGUAUUAAUAAGAAGACAAAGCUUUGACUGAUUAAAAUGAAGUCAUCAACUAAAUCCAAAUUAUGUUGAAGCAUAAAUGUAUAUAUUUAGUGAAUUUAUGUGAAUAGAUGGGUGAGUAUGAUUAAGCAAUGCUUGAUUAUAAUUAAGUAAUUUAACUUGAUCCAAAUUUAUUACAAUCCUAUAUAAAUAGAGGCGAAUAUUAUUAAAAGUAAAUUUAGGUUUUUUA